Messenger RNA from Zootoca vivipara (common lizard), 1590 nucleotides. Lineage: Eukaryota; Metazoa; Chordata; Lepidosauria; Squamata; Lacertidae. The record is from RefSeq and is a predicted model, not a curated record.
AUGUGUCACACUUUUUCCAGUCAAAUGGAUGGAAGGGACUGGCAAAUUCUUUCCUACUUGCUUGCUACUCAGGAUAUCAAUCGUAACCACAGGCUCUUACCCAACAUCACCCUGGGCUACAGCAUCUAUGAUACCUAUUUUGAUGGAAGAACAACUUCUGAUGCCCUGACAGACCUCCUUGCUGGUGGGAAAAUCAACAUUCCCAACUACAGCUGUGGAAGACGGGGAAAACUGCUGGCAUUUCUUGAAGGGAGUGAAUCCAGCAUCUCCACACACAUUGCAAGCAUGUUGGGCAUCUACAAGAUCCCACAGCUUCAUCGUUUUUUGAAAGAAGUCCAGUUCUACUCUAAUGCUUCAGCUGAGGAGCAGUACUUGGAUGAGAAUGGGGCACUGGCCAUUGACUUCGAUAUCGUGAAUUGGGUGCUGUUUCCUAAUAACUCUCAUGCCAGAGUGGAAGUUGGGAGAAUAGAGAAAGAGGCAUUCUCAAAACUGAAAUUCACCAUUAGCCCAGAAGCUAUAGUGUGGCCCUUAUUCUUUAACAAGACCGUGCCUCGUUCAAGAUGCACACAGAGCUGUCACCCUGGAUGUGCCAAGAAGAUUCAGGAAGGGAAGCCUCCCUGCUGCUAUGAUUGCGCUCCUUGCUCAGAAGGAACAAUCUCCACUCAGGAAGAUGCCAAGGAAUGCACCAAAUGUCCAGAAGAUCAGCAUCCAAACAAGGAGCAAGAUCAAUGUGUCCCCAAAGGAAUCACUUUCCUAUCCUAUGAAGAAUAUUUGGGGAGCCUCCUAACUUCCUUUGCCCUCUUCUUAUCCUUAACCACUGUCCUUAUCUUCGGAAUAUUCAUUAAAUACAAGGAAACUCCAAUAGUCAAAGCCAACAACCGGGAUCUCUCCUACAUCCUCCUUAUCUCCCUCCUGCUCUCCUUUUUGUCCUCUUUCCUGUUCAUUGGCCAGCCAAGGAAAGCAACCUGCCUUCUGCGACAAACAGUCUUCAGUAUCAUCUUCUCUAUUGCUGUUUCUUCCAUCUUGGCAAAAACCAUCACUGUAGUAUUGGCCUUCCUGGCCACUAAGCCAGGGAACACAGUGAGGAGAUGGCUGGGGAAGAGUCUGGCCAACUCCAUUGUCAUAUCUUGUUCCUGUGUCCAAGUUGCCAUCUGCACCAUCUGGCUGGGAACCUCUACACCAUUCCCCGACUCAGACAUGCACUCCCAGCCUGGAGAGAUCAUCCUGAAGUGCAAUGAAGGGUCUGUUGCCAUGUAUUAUUGCGCACUUGGCUACAUGGGCUUCCUGGCUGCCACCUGUUUCACAGUGGCUUUCUUAGCCAGGAAUCUGCCUGGGGCCUUCAAUGAAGCCAAGCUGAUCACCUUCAGCAUGCUGGUCUUCUGCAGUGUUUGGGUGUCCUUUGUGCCCACCUACCUGAGCACCAAGGGGAAAUACAUGGUAGCCGUGCAGGUCUUCUCCAUCUUGGCCUCCAGUGCUGGGCUCCUGGGCUGCAUCUUCAUUCCCAAGUGCUACAUUAUUUUACUGAAGCCGCAUCUGAACAUGAAGGAGUACCUGACAACCAAAAAACCAAACAUGGCAUUUGGUAGGUAG